Molecule: messenger RNA, 15785 nt
Organism: Spirometra erinaceieuropaei
Lineage: Eukaryota; Metazoa; Platyhelminthes; Cestoda; Diphyllobothriidea; Diphyllobothriidae
Source: the annotation of a GenBank genome assembly
AUGCUUCUUUGUACAAGGUAGUUACACUUUAUUUAAAUGUUUAAAAUGACAAACAAUGCUGUAAUAAAUUUAUUUCUAAUAAAAUCUGUCUAACGUAAAUCAAAGCAUUUGGUUUCCAUUUUAUUUUACACAAAUAUUACUCUUUGUUAAAAGAGAACGCCCCAUGCCCACCGACAGCCUAUUAAGGCGUCGCCAAGACACGUCGUCCAAGUUAAAAAAUACAUGCAAAUUACUGAUUAAUAAUCUAUUUUUUUUAAUUUCUCAAGAAUAUAAUUGUAAACAUGUUCCCUCUUCUUUGCUCUUAAUCGAACGCAAUUAAAAUACGAUGUUCCUGUUACUAAAACUGUAUAUGCUACUUAUUUUCCCAGUCAAGUGAACGCCUAAACCAAAUCGGAAAUUAGGAAAAAAGCUUGGGCAAAUAGAAUUAUGAAACAAGCUGCACAUCAUGCAGGCUUUUUUCAAUGCAAUAGAAUGCCGUUUUCAAACUCAUUGGCGCUAAAAUUGGCCGAGGACAUCCUAAGUUGUUUAACAGUACAGCAGAGAGGACUCAUUUUUGCUGAAAGUUUCGGUGUUUCAAGGUUACAUAUGUCUGUUGGUCUGUGGCAAGUAAAUUACCGACAUUUUUUGACCUUGUCAAAGUGGCAAAUAGCAUGCACAUAGUUUGUACAUAUUUUGACUUUCUGCUCUACUUCAUAAGAUACCUCGAAUAAAAAAUAGCCUAUAGAAAUAUGUCCCAAGCUGACCUCCGACGUAUCAGGUCCACUCUUUUUUUGAGUUCUGACGUGCAUAUGCAACCUUAUAUGCUACAUUUUUUCAUGAAGGAUGAUCGAACAGUGACGAUUUUUAAUUUUUCUAUGGAAGGAAACACCGCAACCGGCAUAUGUACUCUGCGAUACAUUGUCCAAAAGAGACAAAUUAUGAAAUUUCACUGCCAUAUUAAUUUACCUGAAACUUACUUCUGGAUUUCUCACUUGGUAGGAAAAUUAACAGCAGUUUUUAUCACGAGUUUAUUUAUGCAAGUUUUAAUAUCCUUAGACAAUCUUUGUUUUUUUAAGCAAGUGAACGCUUUAUUGAUAAUACAGUCUUACAAUGAAUAUUUGAAGAAAUAGCAGAUACACGAAGGCAUAGAAUGUCAUGAAAACACUGGAGGUAGUUAUCAAUAACGUCUCUAACCCGGCCGUUGUCAACUACUUUUAAGACAAAGCACAUUCCAAUUAUUUGCAUAUUUCUGAUUUACUUUUCCCUGAUUUACUUUUACUGAGGGCUUAGUAAUGGAGAUAGUUUUCUCUUUAUAACAAUUAAAAUCAUCUUUGAAGAAAGGUGUCUUCAAGCGACCACAUAAGGCGGAAGCACAGUUGGGAAGCUGUAUGGGAUCUUUGAAUUGCAGACGACGGGUAAGAAUUUGUUCGAACAUCGCAGUCAUUUGAUGUUCUGAACUGAUUUUACAAUGUAAUCCAACUGGAAGGACAAAGCAAUACAUUUUAUAAACAUGUUGCCGGUAGAUUAGACUUUGCGAAUUUUCGUAAUUUAAAAUCAGAGUUCCUCUGUGAAUUUCUGUCCAUCAGCUGAAAAUGGUACACCAGAUAUCAGAGCACACUGACUGUCUAUUGACAGUAAAUACCCUACUUUUCUGAAGCUGUGACCAAUUUCUUACGUUAUGCGCCGAAUCUAGGGCAGAGAAUGAUCACAAUGUUUGAUUUGCACAAAGGGCAAACCUAAAAAGGAGCCCUACGUUUUCGCAUGAGUGGAUAGUCGACAUUCCUUUUUGGCUAAUUUAACGUUUGAAAAUCAGAUGAAACCAGUAAAAAUAUAAUUAAUUUUCUAUCUUAUAUUAAAUCGCAUCUUUAGGUAAGUCAGCUUUUAAAUAAAAUUGUGAAUAUACUAAAAUAAAUUUUGCUAAAUUUUGCAUAUUUAAUGUUGCCCUCAGCGAUAAAUUCUAUUCUUGCUGGUAGCCUAUCUAUAUGAGAUAUUUAAUCUUUUGCAAGAUACUUCAGAUAUUUUUUGAUUUCGCAAAAUUCAAAGAAGAAGAUGAACACUUUUAGUAUUUAAACACACAAAUGUACAUAAAAGAAUAAGAAAGCAUGUACGAAAUCUUUACUAUGUAUUUGUUGUAUACCUAAUUAACUUCGAUGGCCCUUCAUCACACAAUCGCUUUAUAACAGCCUGCCAUCUAUUGCUUAUUCAUUAUAUACUUAAAGUAAUAUAUUUUUAGGUGUAGUUAUCAGGUUUUGCCACCAUGGUCUACAGCAUAUGCAAGUCUUAAGCUAACAAAGUAGACUCAAAAUCAUAUGCAUCCUAAUAGUACUUCUGCGGAUUAAAAAUUUUGGCAAACUGUCUUGCCAGUGCUUGCAAUAGAAUACUUCAAAUAACCAACAUAUGGAUAUUUAAUAAAAAAAUAACUUAAUGCGUAGUGUCCAACGAACAAUCCUAGCUGUGCGAGAAGGUUUACAAAUUGACAACUAACGUCUGCAUUGCACUCUAUUGCGUGCAGCGCCUUUAUUAAUUACGCGUUAUCUGAAAUUAUGUUUAGGAAAAUGCUGAGCCAAUUUUAAGGUUGAUAUUAAUUAUCUAUUUCUUCCCGUUGUUGCGCUGUCGUUACCCAAGCAAAGCCAAUUUUUUCAUGAUUAAUUGAAUUCGUCUACUCAUUGAUUUAUAAAGUUUUCUUUGAACAUAAAGUAAAUACAUGAUUUUCAAAUGAUUACAUACGCAGUGUACGUAUUCACGUAGUCUUCAAUCAAAAAAUGCAAAGCCAAUUUGUAUAACGAUCACCAAAGGUCCGCCUUUCAAAAUAUGCACAUACUUAUAGUCUCUGGGAUCAACGUCAUUAUAGUAGUUCUGUGAUUAAAACUAACUGUAAUACUUUUAUUUUGUUAGUCCUUAACUGUCAAAGGAGCAUCACUUUCCUAGCAUAUAGAGCAGCGCCAGAGAGCUUGCAUGAACAAGGUUAUUAAGCUGUAUUUUAUAUAAUAUCUCAUCUGUAGUUAAAAUUGCAGCCUUCAGAUUGUAAUUUUGCAUGCAUAUUAAUCUAUCCUCAAAAGCACGAUUUACAUAGAAGAUGACUAAAAAUAUGAACAGUAAUAAAUGUUCAUUGAUAUUUUGGCAGAUUUUGACUAAUUCAUAUCGACCCAACUUUAAAAAACUCGGCGCCUCGGUGGGAUUCGAACCCACGGAGUAAGGGGAAGGCUUUAGCGCAGCCAACGCCAAAAUCGUCAAAAUCUGCCAAAAUAUCAAUGAAUUACGCGAGUCUGGUAGUCAUCUGGUGGAUUCUAGGUGAAUUACCUAGGAAAUCCUGCUUGGACAGUCAACUUACUGUAUCAGAUUUGGUGGAUUCCAGACGUUGCAGUAGGUUGGGCGGGUAACUUGACCCAAAUGUGAUUAAACUCACGUCGUUUGGAGGGGCCUCGUUUCUCAGGUGGUUAGAGCGUUGGCUGCGCUAAAGCCUUCCCCUUACUGCGUGGGUUCGAAUCCCACCGAGGCGCCGAGUAAAAAAUGUCAUGAUUUUGACACAAAGCUUUAUACAAUUCUCGUGUAUUUGAGCUUUUCCGUCUCGAGCGUAAUGAUUUAUUGAUCCUUGUUCAAGUUCACUUAAAUUUUGAUCAAGAAGCAAUUUCUGGAACAAGAAUAAUUUUAAUCUUCUUUGCAAACAGUCGAUUUUUGAGAACUCAUCAGGGCCAGUUCAAACUAAUUGUCUUUUGUUAUUGUUUAACACCUUAAUUUUUCGAACAAAAUAUCAGCAAUUUUAAUACAGUCUUGGCCCUCCUCACUCAGGUCAGGGCAACUUUUGGCCCAAUUCUCUAAUGUGCAAGGUAAUCUGAAAAGCGUUUGCAGAAUGCUUUUCACUGCCUGAAUUUGCUAAUCUACUUCAUGGCGGGAAUAUCAUUAAGUAUAUUAUUAGCUGUCUGUCUGUAUUUCGUCAAUAUUAUGCAGAUGUCCGCUAUGGCUGGUGGAACUCGGCUUAAAUAUUCUUACAUAAGACCUCGCGUCCUUGACCACAGACCUUAAAAAUAUUGAUUUUCUACCCGUUCGCAGAUAACUUCUUAGGAAAUAUAGAGACAACAGUCGUCCUUCUGCUUCGGCUUAAGAGCUCAAUAUGACUAAGUAUACAUCUCCAAUACAAAGCAAUGGGCAUUAUUUUGCCUUAACUUGCCAUUCUCAAUGAAGCAUUAGGAUAGUUAAUUGCCCUGGGUAUGCAAUAACAAUUUCAUGUGUAUCCGAUGUUGCUUGCGAUGAUGUGUUCGAGCAUGGUUCUAAAGAGUAAGAUGAAUAAGUCUGAUUUUUCAGCAGUGGAAUGAACCCCUAACCUCGAAUUCGAUAACCAAUACGUCGCCUCUCGCGGUCUUCCGGAUCGCAGUUCCUGCAGAGUGUACAUGAAAAACACACUCGCGCCCUUAUAUGAACACUUAUAUAGGCGACAUUCGUGUCCGUAUCGCUCUAAUAGAAUCUCCACAGAUUUGAAUGACUUCUAUCUUUUUGUUUUUAUGCCAUGUUUUGGCAAGAUUUGAAGCAAUAGUCAAAGUUAUCGUAGUGGUUGGCGAAGGUGGCAGUUACUCAAAUUUAUUUCACAAAUUAAUCCAACAAUGUAAUUCCGCGAAUUUACUCUAAUUUUUUUUCGGCUUUUAAAUGAAUUGAAAGCGAUCUGAUGAUUUUCAAAAUGGCACUGUGAAUGACCUUGCAUUCAAUACCGCUUAAACUAGGGUCGUUUAUUUUACAUGAGCAGUAUGUGCCUUUGAUGUGGCGGCACGUCAUUUGGCGACAAUGAUAGCCACCUGCGCCGUCGCCCAUCUGCACUCUUCUGAUCGAUUUUUUAAAGUCAGAGGCAAUUAGGAAAGGAGGAGAUGAUAGGCUAUAAUAAUAAUAAGAAUAAUUUUACUGAAGAUUCGUGGGGGUCCGUUCAGAGGAAGUAGGAAUUACUUUCACAUGAAUUUUAGAAUUUUAGAACAGGUGUGCAGAACGUUAACAAUACUUACUCCAUACUUAUUGCAUAAGUAAUAUGUUACGAAAAAUGAUAAGUGAGCAGUGAAAAAAACUCCCAAUAUGUAAACGAAAGGAGUAUGACUGGAUUAAAAUAACUCCUGAAACAACUAUCGCUUCUGAAUACAAAGUAGGCAGGACCGGCCCAGUAUGUGGCAGUGUACAAAUGAUUGUAUAAGGGGUAAGUAGGCGCCUCAGGCAGGACUGGCAUGUAUGCGGUAUUGAGUAAAAGGUUUGAAACGGGUCAUCAUCAGGGCAGAAUUUAAAUGCCAAAUGAGGUCAUUCAUUUCAAAGGGGCGAAAAGAAAACCAGUAUAUAGGCGAUCGGUCACAGUCAGCCGAGGAGGGGUCAACGGAGAUGCGACCAGACUUCCAGUAUAUGGCGUAUACAGAGGAUUGCGCUCACAGCGUCGAUAGAGCAUUUUCUCUAAAGGGGACGAUGCAUCAACUGUAAAUUUAUAAUGCCAUCUAUCUAUUUUUUUAAAAUCAAUAAUGCCUUAUUCGCCGGGCCUGUUCUCACCCAACUGCAAAGCACGAGUUGAGCAUCGUCAGUCACGAAGGCUGACGCGAAUUGUCUCAUUCGGCGUAUAAAUUCGGCAGUCACAAUAUCCGUUUUCAAUCUCUUUUAAAAUUGCACAUGCAAGCCAGUCCUCUCUGAUUAUAAUCUGUUAUAUAUUUGUGUCCUAUUAUGAGCGACAAUUUUUGUUCUGCAGUCAAGUUAUUACAAUUAUCAUUUAAUUAUUUUGUGAAGUUUUUUUAAAUGAUCGUUCAAUAUAUUUCUUAACAAAGAACGAAUUCAUCAUCUUAAAAGUGCGAAUGAAGACGAAAUUUCCAGUUCCAGGUGUAUGCAUCAGUGAAGAAGAAGAGUCGAGCACCGGAACUAUUCGUUUAUUAUUCUGAGCUUUCAGACUCGUACAGGAGUCCUUCGUCAGAGGUAAUGGCAGAAACAGGACAGGUGGCAGUUAUAAGACACGAAGGCCCCAAUCAUCGACCGACGUCGCAAAACUGGAGGUGACUACGAAGGGCUCUGUACGCCGGCGCCACCAAAAUAGUAGCCCACGACGGAAGCAAAACAGGCCGAUAAUUGAUUGAAGCCUGGGCCUCGGAUGAGGACUCGAUCAAUCUAUUUAUCGAUCUGUCGCCGGCGUACAGAGCCCUUAGUAGUCACCUCCAGUCGUGCGACGUCGGUCGAUGAUUGGGGCCUGCGUGCCUUAUAACUGCCGCUUGUCCUGUUUCUACCAUUACCUCUGACGAUUGACUCCUGUACGAGUCUGUAAGCUCAGGAUAAUAAACGAAGUGUUUCGGUGCUCGACUCUUCUUCUCCACUUAAAGGUGCCUUCUGAAGACAUUUUGUCCACCCUGCCUCAAAUUCAUAUGAAAGUUUAUUUUUGUUCUCUUUGAUGGUACCCUGAAGGGGCUUUAAUACAAGUUUUUAUUUAAACGAUAAUUUGGCGAGCAAACGUUUGCUUUCCAUAAAUUAUCUUUUGGCAUGUACACUGACUGUCGAUUGAACUAAAUAAGCUGAAACUCGGGUUUAGAGGAUACGGAAGGUUAGGGGAGUUGGUGGAGAGUGAAACACUACAAUUCCAGUCAACGCAAGGGAGAAGUGGGCACCGGCGAAGGAGUAAAUUUACUCCUUCACCUGCCCCUGUGGGACAGAAUAUAUUGGUCUCAUGAGCCGGCGUUUAUCCAAAAGAAUAAAUGAACAUCUUACAGCAUGGGUUGGUAAGGGGCAAGCAAAGGACCUCAAUAGCACAAUACUCGUCACAUGGUAGACGCAGACCACCGUGUAGACGCCAGAGAGCCCUUGAUAGUGAUUAACGAGGUUCCAUCAAUCUCUCCAAAACUCCUUGGGCUGUGCUUGUUGGCUACGGCAGAGGGGGCUGCAAGCGGGCUACGUGGACCGGUCUUAUGCGCACAGAAAAACCUUAUGCAGAUCCCACAGUUGCGAUGUGUCAAAACUAAUAAGCCAGCCACCUGCAUCUAAUUUCCUCGCUGGGACCCACCUUCUCCCUGUCGGUGACUGGAAUUGUGGUUUUUCACUCUCCCUCCUCCUCUCUCCAACCCCGAGCUACAUCCUACUUAUCUACUUGGCCGUCUCUUUAAAUUCCUUAAUUUAAUCGCCAUAUUAAUGCACAGGCCUGAAGGUAAUUUAUCAAAACCAGAUAUAUGGUCGCAAAGCCGCCUAUUGAAUUUACCGAUGGGACUUUUUGCAACUCUUCAAAUCAUUCCUAAGGUAGAAAGGAUGAAAAAUAUGAUAUCCUGGUCCAAUUAGAAGAGCGUUAUACAGACUAACUACGCUGACGCUUUAGCUUUCUUAACCAACGUUUCAAAAGCAUUUCUGCUUACUCCGUGUCUCUAAAGCAAAAGCCAACUGCUUACCUCAAGGAGCAGCUGAGGAUGCUUGUUCUAAAUGGAUGUCCAGACACAAAUUUGUUGAUAUUUGCUCACCGCAUAAAAACGCUACAAGUGUCUGUGGGUAUUUCAUGCUUUCCGGCAAAUACUCCAGUUUCAGAGCGUCAAAUUUUAAUCUUGUCACAGAUGUAUGAAGAGGUCUAGGAAUAGUUCCAUGGAAUGACGCCUUCUGAGCAGAGUCCGAGGCAUUUCGGCCGGAGUCGAUUAGCUUUUUUGUAUUAACGUUCAAUUCUCACUUCAAUCGACAAACAGGCAGUCAUGUUCACAGGCUGCAUGAUCUAAGAAGCAAACAACUUGGUCUCACCGACCUUGCUGUUGCACUUAAAAAGUAUUGUGCUAUGUCAACCGUAAGCGGACAAUGGCCUGAGUGACAAGUGAUAUAUUUUUCAGAGGCACUAGCUUUGGCCUUGGCUGUAGUGUUUUAUUCUGAUUCGGAAUUGGGCCUUGCAAUAUUGGCAACUAAUUUGUAUUCAUUAGUGUUUUAAGCACGUUUCCAAGAAGAGGUACUUUGUAGUGUAAGUUUAGAAACGAUCUUCUGAUAAAAUAUUAAAGAAAAUACCUAAGAAAGUGACAAUUUGGAAGCUGCGCACGUACUUACAGAAGUAUAAAACAAACGCCAAAAAGGAAAAGCGUUCCAGACCAUGCAGACCUUAUAUGCUAUAAAAUGAGGUAUUUAUCUCGCCAUUUUAAAUAGCGUGCUUUGGAGCCAAUGAAACGCGUAAUUAUCAGAAAACAGAUUGUUGGAAAAUGUCAACCCUAAAUGCACAGAUAUCCCUGUAUCCUGGCCGCAAAUUCUAAUUCUGAACCGAUAAUCGUUGUCAUCAAACACGAGGUAAUAGCUGUGCCAAGACAGUGGAAUGCUAUGCAUUCUUUCUAUUCCGGCUAAGGCCUUCGAAUCUGAAUUUGACACUUUGAACACGAUGUCGCGUUCUGCGUUUUAUAUGUGUAUGGAGACGUCUUACAAAUAGUUUGCUUAGUUUUUGUGGAAACCCCGUGAGGUGAGAAACUCAGGUUUCUAGAACAAAUAAGAUCUAAGCCAUUAUAGGGGGAUCUAUCUCUCAAAGGAUCAGAUUACAUCUAUGGGGUAACCGAGCGUGCCUAGGAGUAAGAGAAGAACUUAGUCUAUCAGAUCAAACUCAAGUAUCAUAGACAAAGAAGAUCGGAAUUAGAUUUUAAACGCAAGCACUAGUCCUGUUCUCAAAGGAAAAUAAACAUACGAGCAUCCUCAAAAUAAAUUAAGAUUUAUGACUUAGUAGUUACUGCCAAGUGAUAGUUACGAUAAUAUAAACUUAACUUAAUAAAAUUUCACAGGCAUCGCCAAAACCGACACAGUGCGUAUCCGGCGCGCAAUAAAAAAUCUCAUCUAGAAUUCCAAUUUAUGGUAGCGUUUUGUGGAUAGUUUAGGAGAUUAAAUAGUGCGACCCGUAAAAUGGUGUCAAUUCAGAAAUGAAAUGGCCGAAGCUGCAUCGUAUUCAGUCCUCUAUUCUGUACCAUGAUAAUGGGACUGCUAUCCACAAGAUGCGUGGCUACACUCUUGUUCGUUGUCGGCUACAGAGAUUACCCCCUAGGAGGCCGGCAACAUGGUCGGCGUCAUUUUCUACAAGAGGAAAUUGGAAAAAGGAAUCAGGUUUCACGAACAGCGUUAGUACGAAAGAUAAUAAUAAUUUAUUUCUUGCUGUCUAUGGACAGUGUCAGGGAAAGAUAAAGCGCGAAUUUCACAAGCAGUAAACAAUCUGAUAAUUGAAUGAAGGAGUGUUGAAGAAAAAGAAACAUCAGUCAAGAAGAGGAAGGGCAGCACAGCAUUCGCUUUCUUCAGUCGUCAUUUUUAUUUAUGAAGUUUGGACUGUAACAUAAAGAAUAACUGAAGAACAGUUUUCGCUAUUGGGUAAAGCAAUAGUUCUUGGCAACAACGGCCAGGGUGAUUACAGACCGCAGCGCCGUCACAGCGGUGGAUUAAAUCAGUGAUUUCGGCAACCAAAUCAUGUUGGAAAUCUGCUUCAUACACGAAACAAGUAACAUUUCGCUUGAGCAAAGUUUAAUUUUUGAGACGUUUUUACAUUUCUGGACAAUUUAUUCUAAAUUGACAUCACUCUUAAAAAAAUCAUGAUCUUUAACGGAACGUGUAACGCAUUACAAUGGUACACCCUCACAUCCGUUUUUUUAAUUUCGUAAUAUAAACUCUGUGGAUAUACCUGUUUUGGAGUAUUCCAGAGUGCAGGGCUCCGUAAUGUUAAGAAUCUUGGAGUAUGAAACACCCAUAGUCUUAAUAAAUCUGGUGGCAUUUAUGUCAUGACCGUCAAUAACUAGAUGAAAUUAGUGGCCGUCGACAAACACCAUGACUGGGUAUUUAUGCCAAGAAAGACAAAUGCGCCAUUCCGAGACAGAAAAUGCUAUACAAAUUUCUACUGUUAGCUGCUGUCUUAUAUCGUCAGGCAGGCCUUUUGGCACCAUUUGAUAAGCAGUAAUAAGCGGAAUAACUAAUCCAGACAUAAUCUCUCAAUGAGUAGAUUAUGACAUUUGUUAUUAGUAGAACAUAUUAGCAGUGUAAACUAGGUCUUUUGAGUCUACAUUCAAUUGCUCUCUUCUGGAUGUGCAUGUGUGCAUAGACCAUGCGACGGUUACUAACAUAAAAUUAAAACUAUUUUUAUUUCCUUAAUGUUUAUAUGGUUUUAUGAUGUGAACCGUCAGUAUUCGGUAAAGUUCUGGUGAUGGUUCAUCUUAAUGUACUACUAAUCCGUGACCACAAAUUUCUUUUCAAUUGAAUUUGCCCUUCUUCAUUACUUUUUUGAUCAUGGUUAUUGAGAUUGCGCGUUAUACAAUUUACUUUUUGUGUUUAAUAAGCUGUAUGGAGUCUGAUAAAAGCUGAGACACGCGCUUAACAUUUAAUAACACUGUCCUUGCAAAAUAGGAUAGACACAUGAAAUAUCCAUACGAGUGAACAACCUGUGCACUUGAGAUUUUUCUUUGCCUAGUACGAUCUAAACUUCUGAGGAGGAAAAGACUUUAUCUUCGUUUAUACCGUAGUUAUGCUACUGGAGAAUUGCACACAUUACUGUCAAUUGUACGUGCGAGCGUUUGAAACAUGGAGUCGUAGAGGACCCACCGAAUUGACGUGCGACCCCACAAUUUGCAAUUUAUUUGGAGGACAAUGAUCAGUCCCUUAAAGUUUUGCCGAUAGACAUGCCCACGCACGCAGGUGUAAAAAGGGUUACUUCUUACUCAAAUUCAUAAGGUUAGUCCUAGGUAGUAAAAUCAAUAAUUCAAUUUUCUAGAUUAACUUUGGGAUUUUCACAGUGUAAUCCGUCUUCAUAUGUAUUUCGGGGUAUAUUUAUCAAACGAACCUUAACUUUUUUGGAACGAAUUUGUGAAUAUGUUGUUGGAAAAGCAAAGAACAUGAUACAAAUUAUAUAAUUACAUUGAAAUAUUAAAGCUGACUACGUGCAAACACGUGUAUUAAAUGAAAUAGAAUGAUCUGACCUGUUGAAUACAGCACUUAUGAACCGUCGGUGAAGUGUAUUUAUUAAACACUGUCGAGCUUAAAUAUUUCUUUCGGCACAAUUUCCAAGUUUCUGAUGGUAAUCAACUAUUAUUCGGAUGCAGCUUUCUUUGCUUACUUUGAAUGACCGUAUCGCUCGGCAUACGUACUGAUAAAACACUGUCUGGAUUAAAAAUUGCCUGAGUUAAAUUGUUAAAAAUCUGAUGCCAUUUUUCAAACAUGUGAAGGCAUCUGUGAUUAAAAAUUAUUAUUUUACGUGAUAGUUAGAAUAUGUCGUAGGUUAACAUGAUUCAGAAUGGCUGAGUUCAACAUGUUUUAGCAAACGACGCACCACCGCUACCUUCUACUCCCCGAUUAGUGGUCGUUAGUCAACCGGAUGACUGCGAUUUUUUGGAAAAGGAAUAGGUAUGAUGGAGAAUUCACUGUUAGAAACAGGAAGCCGUUAUGCCAUUUAAAAAGAAAACCACACUCAUGGGCGAGGAGGAUGCAUUUCUAGGUAACACAGUACCUGAAAUUUGAUAUUCGGGUUUCCAAACAUAAGGCAAAACGUCUGUUAUUCAUCAGUGAACCAACAAUAAACCACAGCACUCAGGUCUGUAAUGUAGAUGGACAGACCACUGUAAACAUCAAUACACUGUUGAAAAGAUGUUUGACAAAAUGGUGUGCUGCAACUCUAAGCUAACAAAAAUAAGCCUAAACAAUUUUGGAAAUUGUUGUGAGUUGCUAUGCGACUAACGCGAAAUCAUAUGUAAAAUUUGUUUGCCUAGCAUAUCUUUUAAAUGGCAUAGAAUGCAGCAAUGACAAACGAUUUCUGUAAAAGAAAAAAAUGGGAAUGCAUAACAUUUAAACAAUUUCUAAUAUAUAUAUAUAUAUCAGAGCGGAUACGACAGAGUCUAGGGGGUAGAUUGAUACAGCACUGUUUCGGGCUUGUUUGCCUUCAUUCAGCCAAUCAUAACCCUGACCACCUGCAGCUGAUACCGGAAACACAAACAUGCGCACAGACGCACCUGGCGCAGCUGGUCCACCACUGGGGUCUACCAGAUGGGUCAUAAGCACUUCAUCGAACCGAAGUUCAUCAGUGCCUCGCCACCUGCCAUUCGCUGUCGCUGCAGAUCGGGUAUUUAUUCACUCAGGAAUGGGCGCACACCGAUCCAUUGGCUUCCCGAAGCAAACAAGCCUGUUCGUGACCCCUAUCGCCCAUACGAAGCUUGUUUGCUUCGGGAAGCCAAUGGAUCGGUGUGCGUUUUUGCACUUCUUAGACGUUACCAUGACCUGAAGCCUCAGUCACUGCUUCCAAAAGAUCCACCUCGCUACGUACAUAACCACUCUUACAUGAUGAAAAAGCACUUGAAGCUAUACCACUUGGUGCUAAGUUUUGCAUACCUCGUCGAAAGAUUAAUCAGUUAAAAGUGGAAACUAGGUUGCAGAACCUCUUGAAUCUCUGGAUAUGUUGCCCCCUUCCACAGACAAUAUCCACAUAUAAAUCAACACUAGAGAAUUGAAGUUAUCAAUACCUUAAAAGAGGACCAAAAUGUCGAGGAUUGCUGACAAAAGCACACGCGGUGAGCUAAAAAGAACUUCGGGAAAGCAAAAAGAUCUUGAUAGCUAGACCUGACAAAGGAACAGGCAUCGUGAAAAGGAAGAGAUGGAACCAUGUAGCGAAUAUACAGUCCAUACUAUCUAGCCAGAAGAAAUUCAGAAAGAAAAACAAAGAAAAGGAUUGCACUGAUGACUCAGAGGCAACAUUGACAAAAUAUUUAAGAAGGCUCCGCACAGGAGGCCACAUAAGUGAACAUGAUUGCGAACAUCGCCAGCCAGUCGGCACAAACAUCCCUCGAUUAUAUGGUUUACCUAUGGUCCGUAAGGAAGGCUAACCGUUUCGUCCGAUUUUAGAUAUGUCGAACUCUCCGUAUAAUGCGAUAGCUAAGUGUUUGGCAAAGAAAUUUAAGCCAAUAAACUCUCAGCUGGCACCACGCAGCUAUAGAGAUACCUUUCCAUUCAUUAGCGACAUUGAAGACCUCAACCUAAAUGGAAUGACAAUGUUCUCAUUAGACGUUGCAUCACGUUUUACGAUCGUCAAGUCACCAAAACGGUUAAUUAAAUAUGUAAUUUUCUAUCUGUCCAUCAUCAAACAAAUAAAUGUGCGAUUCCUUUUUGAUAACCAACUCGGCGUUGCUAUGCGUUUGCCUAUUGGACAUCUCUUAACCGAUCUCUCUAUGUCAAGCCGCAGAGAUUUCUAUUAAGCACUCAGAUCAGAAGGCUCAAACAUUACGGUCGCUUCUUUGAGGAUAUCUUCGCAAUUGCAACCGCAGAAAACGACGUCGCUGACCUCCUCAAUGCUCUAAACAGAGCACAUCCCUCGAUAAAAUUCACGUUUGAGAUGGAAUCGGCCAGUUCGCUUUCUUUCUUAGAUGUCCUUCUAAACAGGAGAUCUGACGGUAGCAUCCGAAGGAGCGUCUAUCGGAAUUCAACCUGGGUUGGGCGAUACCCGAACUUCGCCUGUUUCAACUCUCCAAUAAAAGCGAAAUCAAGUCAAGUGUCUGGCACAAAGGGCUGGAAACUUUGUUUCAUAGACAGUAUUGAGGAGAAAAUUAGAAAAAUGCAAGGUGUGCUUCGCAAAAACGGGUAUCCUGACAGGUUCAUUGCAAAUAGUCUUGCCAAACGACCCGCAAAACUCGGCACCCUGACCUCCGAAAAUAAAAUGUUGUUCCUCAAAGCCCCGAUCGAAGAGGACGCUGCAAGGGAAGUCCUUAGAACACGCCUGACGAGCCUGUCUCGGGAUACUUCUCAGCAGCAGCAAGGGUUUGCAUAUCAUUCUCUACCAACCCUAGUUUACGCGGAGAAGGCAAAGAAAGGCUGCCAGCUCAGGCCGUCUCAAUGUGCAUUUGCUCUUUCACUUGCUAAUGUGGAGCAGGUUAUAUUGGUCGUGCAAGUCGGCACAUUUCCAAGAGAAUACGAGAGCACCUUCCCGUAUAGCUGACAAACGGUGAAACUAGGAGAAUGGACAUGCGCAUGCAGUUGAUUCAGGGCGUCGUGUAGACCCCGCAGACGCAUUCCUUAUGAUUUCUUGGUCCCGUCGAGGUACCCUAAGCUACUAGGCCAGUGCGUGUUAGCAACAGCAGAAGCGGCCGCUAUCAGGUUACGAAAACCGACCCUAUGCGUCCAUAAGAACCCAGUUCAGGGUUCGCGCUUACCAUGGUCAAAGGUUGACUUACCACGUGCAACUUUCUGCGCCCUUCCGCUCUUGCCUAGCCUGUAAUUUAGGACCUAACUCUUAUCGAUUUUUUACUAAAUGUACUUCGUCAUAUAAAACUGUUAUGGCCUAACGAGACUUUAUCGAAAGCAACGUUUGCUCGCUACCGAUUUUACAACUUAAAAAAACAAUAUUGAUGUGCAUGUUUGUCAAAAUACACUUGAUUUUGUAAAAGGACUUUAGACUCUUAUGAGCAAAAAUUAUACUUAUCGAAAUUUAUUGUCAAAGGGUGCUGUGUUUUGCAAUUUGCCGGAAAGAGGCUUGUCUAAUGGGUGCUUUAAGGACAUAUAUUUAUAAGUACAUUAAACCUUCCGGAUUAUUGGACUCCGGAGCCAUUUAAGACGUCAAAGUAGAUGACAGAUAAAUAGUUGACUGCAACCGUUGUCUUAAAUUCAUUUUAUUCAUAAUAGCUUUUCCGAAAAGCCCUAUCGAUUUUUAAAACUUCCCGGAAUUAUACAUGCCCCACACACUCGAGCAUAAAAUGCAGCUCGAUUCGAUGUAAGCCAACGAACCUACUGUCACUUAUCAAGACGUCCGCAGUUGUCUACAAAAUAAGUUGUUAUGUCGGGGACAAGGGUUUUACGAAAUUCAGAAUAAAAUUUUAGUCAUAAGGUUAGCAAGGUUAGGUGGAUAUAAAGCAACACAAUUUCAAAUAUUUCAGCUUUUUUAUGAUGCUUACUCUGAAAUAUACUUGUUCAUUCGGCUGCAAAAAUCACACUAGACAUACACGGACGCAUACUUAGCAUGAUAAUCCAUAUAAAUUUAAUAUUUUAGACCCAACAUUGUAUAAUCUAAGUGCACAAGCUAGUGGUUUGUGUACUUAUUUGAUAACAGACCGUUUCGCAUCUAGAUAACUUACCUAAAGAAAAUUAUAAUUAUGUUUAAAAAAAGUUAUGAUCGUUUUUAAUACCGUUUAAUGCACGUCUGAAAAAAAACACCUACUCUAUGUAUUCAUUAUGGGCCCACUAAUAAUUGGUGGAUGCUAUGAGGCACGCUCUGACUAUUCCACAGGAAUAUAUGACAUAACUUGCAGGGAAGAUGUGCAGCAAGUAGAUCUAAACGCACAAUCAGUAGCAAAGCAAGUCCAAAAACAAUUCAGAAGCCAAAAGUCUGCUCUUACACCACAACUCUUCCAUUUUCGUGUAUAAUUUGUAGAAAGAAUGAUGCAAAUUAUUUAGAAAACACAACUUCAAUUUUUUUUCCGUAAAUAUGCACAGUUUUGCCUUUGGGGAGGCAAGCGUAAUCGGCCGAGCCAGCGACAAGAUGGCCGGAUUGCUUCUUGAAAGUUGGUCCCCAGUGGACACAAUCAACAGAGCCAUUUAUCUUCAUCCGGCUUAUCAGGCACUUCGAGGCUCCAGUCAGCUCGGACGGGACCGCACGCACUGGCGAGCAAAUCACAGCUCUCUCAGCAGUUGUCACCUUCACAGCGGGGGGACAGAGGCAGCCGGGCGUCAGACGACCGACGCGAGACAUUGACCCACUGACGCGCCCAAACAGCCGACUGCUAUUCCCAAAUACAACGGCAGCUGAUCAGCGCGUCAAAUUAUGGGGGGAGGCCCAACGGCCAAACGGAUCUAGCAGCGGCAAAAGCGACCGGGCAGGGGGCAGAGGUCACACCAGCACCCCGGAGGUCGGCCACGGAGAGACCUAA